Sungouiella intermedia is the source of this 504-nucleotide messenger RNA. The record is from the annotation of a GenBank genome assembly. Lineage: Eukaryota; Fungi; Ascomycota; Pichiomycetes; Serinales; Metschnikowiaceae.
AUGGUCUCCACAGUACGAAGCAUCCCCAACUCAGAUAAACCUCCUUCAAACCUUCAACUUUUGCUUAUUAAUAAGUUCCACUUUUAUUACCGCCUAUUCAAAACCUUCAGAUUUCCGUACAUUGAAAUGACAGAACGUAUCCCUCCCAUCUCUCGUCAGCAGUCCCGUCUAGAUGAUCUCAGUCUGGGUCUAAAACUUGACGUUAGAGCACAUCAAAGGACAUACGAAGGUGCAUACACAAGAACAGCCAUCUCAUGCUUGUCAUUUUCCAUCGUGAUUAUCAAACUCUUCUCCAGAGAAUUUUUGCCGGUGGGCACGGUUUACACCGCAUACGGCUGUUUGCUAUUCUUUAUGGGGGUCAUCAAGUCGGGCACCGUCGAUACUUUCUACAACACCGAGAAGGACACUUUAGAGUUCAAAACCGCUGGCGAUUCUGUACUCGUGCUCACAGCCAUCAGUUUGGCUAGCUACGUGGCACUCCUAGUGCUCGUGUUACGGCUAUAG